This is a messenger RNA of Angiostrongylus costaricensis, 678 nucleotides long. NCBI's taxonomy places the organism in Eukaryota, Metazoa, Nematoda, Chromadorea, Rhabditida, Metastrongylidae. The record is from the annotation of a GenBank genome assembly.
AUGAGCACGUUCUCCGCCAAGGCCGUGCAACAUAGUAUAAAUCAGUUGAUCAUCAACACGAUUAAUGAUGCUGAAAAGAUGCUUCUUAACUUACCACGAGAUGGCGAUCGCGUCGAAGUGAUCACAUCGUCAUCAUAUGACCAAGCCGUCAAUCCGUCUGGCUCACAACCGUGCAAGACUACAAACGACGUCGUCCUUGACAAAGCGACAAGCAAAGUGGCUACUAGUAAAAGUCGAAGAGCUUUGAAGUUAAGUCCGGAAUUGUUGCGCUCAUCAUGCACAUCUGCUACAUCUAGUGUUCCAGAAGAUCGUCGACCACGUGAAAAGGAGACCAAAGAAAUGCAGUCGCAAAGCCGUGGAACAAUCAACAGCUCUCCCUACGACAAAGCCGAAAUUAUGCCCGGAUCGGUGAGGCUUGAAAUCAAAGAAAUUUCACAUCUUACUGGCUUUCACGUCCAUCGUUGUUUCGUGAACGAGAAUCCGGCGACACUGUUGGAUGAGCGGUUUUUCCAGGUUCAAGUGUCGCCACUUGGGAAGAUGGAAGGAGUGAUGAUCGAUGUCGUGGUGACAAUCAAGAUGAAGUCAGGUGGUACGAGGACGGUGAACAUGCAAAUCGAAUGUCCCUUUUUCCAACCGAAACGAGUGCGAGUCGAUGGCGUUUGGCACAACAUCAUCUAG